GGGGAGGGGGGUGGGGGGAAUACAGGCACACAAGCUGUGCAUGUGUGUAUGCUGUGGUAAAAGAGAGGUGGAGAAGCUGAAUCUGUCUCUUUAAGAGCUGGUCCUUGGGCAGGUUGUGGUAUUGAGUAGGGAGGUGGAUCCCUGCCUGUCUUUAUUCUGCCUGAUUUUCCCAACAAGCAUUCCUAUCAACAAACCCUGCCUCACUACCAGCUUGCUCCUCUGCCAGUGUGUGUGAAUGUACUUGACUGAGUUGUGUUGGGUUUACCCUCAGAGUUGUUCACUGUGUGUGUGUGUGUGUGUGUGUGUGUGUGUGUGUGUGUGUGUGUGUUUGUGCGUACGCAUCACUUUAUCAUCACCUGAAGACUCCUGCACUUUUCUGAGCCAGCCUUCUCAAGCCAGGUGUGUAACAUCUACAGUAUCACUUGCACUGCAUCAUGAUACAGAGGGUUACUCUGACUUUGCUUCUAUGGGGUAGUUGUGGUUGGCUCAUCUCAAACUGUGAAGGCCAAGACUUGUUUCCACCAACUACUGUCGCAAACUGCUCCUGUAAACUUGGCCAUGGGAAGUGUGCUGAAGAUGGUGACUGCAGAUGUGACCCAGGUUGGGGAGGGCCCUUUUGUGAGGACUGUGUCCGGAUGCCCGGCUGUGUUCACGGCUCCUGUCAUCAGCCAUGGCAGUGCACCUGUUUGGAUGGCUGGACAGGCCGCUUCUGUGACAAAGAUAUUCAUGUGUGUGAAAACGAGAAGCCUUGUAAAAAUGGGGCCACCUGUUUUCUAAAUGAUGCGGGAGAGUACAACUGUUUGUGUCCUGAAGGCUUCCAUGGAAAAAACUGUGAGUUAAAGACCGGGCCAUGCCAUAAAAUCAAGUCCCCCUGUAAGAAUGGUGGCUUAUGUGAGGAUCUAGGUGGAUUUGCACCUGAACUGUCUUGUCGAUGCCUAGCCGGCUUCACAGGACCUCGCUGUGAAACCAACAUGGAUGACUGCUUGAUGCGCCCCUGUGCGAAUGGUGCCACUUGUGUGGAUGGCGUGAACCGCUUUUCAUGCCUGUGCCCUGCUGGGUUCACCGGCCGUUUCUGCACGGUCAACCUAGAUGACUGCGCUAGUCAACCAUGCCUCAAUGGAGGUCGUUGUAUAGACCGCGUCACCAACUUUCACUGCCUGUGUCCUGCUGGAUACAUGGGUCGAACUUGUGAGGUUCCACUUGGGGAAAAGGGUCUCCAAACCCAAGCACCACACAGGGGCACCUUUGGCUGGGGAGGAGGAGGAGGGCUCCCAGAAAUCUCCAAACUACCCCACAUUACUCCAAAUAAGCCACACACCUACACCUCAGGAAACUACUCCCAUGGGGUUACAACCAGUGGGGAUAAGGGCCAUCUGUUGAAAAUUUCUGUAAAGGAGGUAGUGACUCAGAGUGCAGCAUCAGGACUCUCGGAGGAACAUUUUAUAAUCUUGCUGGUAUUAGGAGGCCUGACUCUGGCUGUGGUGGCACUUACAGCUGGCCUGGUGCUACGAGGACACUGGCAGAAUUUCUGUGUCUGCAGUCACUGUAGAGCGCCGACCUCCAAACAGCAUUCAUUCCAGCGAUGUCGCACGCAGCAGCGCCACUUAGCGGCAACUCAGCAGGACUGCAAGAUCAGCUUCCUACACUCAUGUGCUCCACCUGAGCUGGAGAAGAAGAGACUAAACACAGAGGUCAUAUGAAGAUACCCGGAAAAAAGAAUGCUUGACUGCUCAUAAUAAAGAUGGGUCAUGGUUAAUGUUUGGGUCAUGUUUAAUGGGUCAUGUUUCUGUUUAUGACCUUAAUGACCCGGUCACACCAGCUGUCUUUGAAGAGUCGAAUGAGCCGGUUAAAGUGCAGAUAAACUGAAAGAAUAAGAAACAGUCCUUAAGGGAGCAUCAGUGAGAAGCACGCCACAGAAAAAAGAGCACUUGACUAACCAUCGUGGACUAAAUGAUGCCAUGAUGGCGCAUACAGCACUGAAGAAGCAUUAAGACAAAAAUGUGUAGAAAGGACUAUAGGAAUGUUUUAUUAGGACACAGUCUUCAGCAGGACUGCAAUGAAGAAAAGUACUGUACUAUUCCUAUUUUAUACAAAAAAAAAACCUUUUUUCCCCCAUCCUACAUAAACAAAAACAUUUUGCUAUUAAAUCUAAAUCAUUUCGUUUGUUUCAGUGCCCCAAGUGGUCUCAGAUCGAAGAUUCUCAGUGAACACAACAAAUCAUCUCAGACUCUUCUAAAGUGACCCACAGUGUACUGUUUUCGUGUAGUGGUUCAUUUGGUGGUCUAUUUGAUUUGUGCAUUGUGAAAACAAAGUGGUCUCUGUCCACUUCACAUUUUGCUUUUGCAUUUGAGUAUUCGGUCUAAUGUGACUCAAAAAUCGCAUUUGCUACAGGGGGAUAGUGAAGAACUACACAGGAGCUAUUAGUGUAGACUUCUCACAGUCUUCCAAUGUAGAUAUUGUCUAAAUGGAGAUAAUUGCCUUGUAAAUGAUAAUUGAAUAUUUGUGUUGUUUUAUAUAUGUGUAUAAUGUGUUUUUUUGCACAAAUGUUGGAAGAUGUAUUAUGGGUCCAAGCACACUGUGCCUGGAGACUUUUUGUUCUUGUUUUGUGAUGGGGAGCUGUUAGGCCUGGAAACACAAAAUUAGACAGAAAGGUGCAUUACCCCCAAUAUUCAGGCAAGUAAGGGGACCUUGAUCAGUCUCAUAAUGGCCCUAUAGCACAGUGUUUGUUUGUUUGUUUAAUUGCUUUUUGUUUAUUUUGCCCAUACCGUAUUGGAUUUUUUAUUAAUUUGCAUAAUAUGCUAAACUUAUCAUUGCACCUCUAGAUCUCUAGCAAAAAUGUUGACAUUUCCAAACAAUAUGACCACAUAUGGAUGUGGAUAACAGAUGAAGACUUUAAUGGAUUCUCAUUAAACUUGAAAGUCUACAGCAAGUGAUUUUAGGGGAUAUCGUUACAUAUAGGCUGCAUUUGUCAACCAGGGUUACUAUAAUAUUCAAAUAACUGCUUCUCAGCAAUUGCUUUUAGAAGUAGGUUGACGAUUUUCAUGCUGAAUCUUUGUGCUUGUCUCUAAGGUUGUCAGGGAUAAUGUGAUAAAUUUAAAAACAGGAAUGGUGUAAGUCAAAAAUUCAGCUAGCCUUUAACAGGCUUACCAUUCGACAUGCUAAAGUAAUGUCUUCUUUGGAUUUGGAAUAUGUAUCUCUAGAGUCACCAACAGGCAUAAAGUUGAGCUUACAUUUCAAUUGUUAUUUCUGGCCCAUAUUAUUUAAUAUGAUUAUCAUUAUUUAAAACAUCUGGUUAAUUCUGUUCAAAUGACAAGCAGAUUAAGCUGAACAAAAAAUAUCAAACGGAUUCACAAUAUCAAAAUUUGGAGCAAAGAUGCCAAAAAAUAAAGGCCAUGUAUAUGCAGUUCUUACUGUUCUGACAUAAAUCAUGGUAUUAUUUGGCACCACAGCCUGAGGGUGCCCAAAUUGUUUUGUUAUUUGACCACGAUGUGGUCCUAAAAACAUGCAUAUAACUGAACAUAACUUUAUGAAGCAUUUGCCUAAACUCAUGUUUUGUUCCUCCUGAAUGCCUGGAACACAAUGGUUUCAAUGUAUGUAAAAGUUUCCUUGUCACCUUGUUGAAUUAUCUGCCAUUCUGAAUUUGAACAAAGUCAAUCUUUUAUUAUUCUGCAUGCAGAUUUUCACGAAACAUAGCUUGAUGAGAUCCAGAAUGUGCCACACAAACAUACAUAUAUAUGUAUACAUAUAUAUAUAUAUAUAAUUUUGCUUGUGAUUUGAUACCCAAGUCAGCCACAAUGACAUCGAUGACAAUUUCACAUCUCUUUUAUGCGUUGACAUUGUUAUUUGUAAUUCCCUUAAGAGGACUAAAUUCCUUUUGUCAUUUGACAAUUAAGUGGUGCUACAUUUAAAGAAGUGAGAUCAUAUCUCAUGAACAAUUUCUUCUACUGACACCAAGUUGUAUACUUGUCUUUGACACUAUUCCCACUCCCCACAAUAUUGCACAUCAUUUGGCCUAACAGGAAGAGUGAGUCUAUAUUUCUUCAACACUUUUGUGUACUGGCACUGAACUUGAUACUUAUCACUAAACAUUAGACAUGUUCCCUGAUGUGCAGAUAGAUCAAUAGGGGGCACUAUGACAAUAAAUGCAAUGUUGGACUCACUUGGGAAAUAAUACUUGGACCCCAGUGACCAUCACUUGCAGUUAUAUUUUUUAUUAUCUUAGUGUCAUUGCAACUCUUUAGAUAAAUCACUUCAGAAAAACUUGACAAAAUGUGCAGUUCAUCCGUGGAUGUACAGUUAUAUAGGAUCAACUGUAUUUUCAAAUAUAAAUAUAAUUUAUUUCUGUAAAUUAUUGGUGUAAUGUGUACUUGAGUACUGUAUUUGAAUGUGUAUUUUUGAUACUGAGUAGAUACUGAGUUGUAUUAAAAUUGUAGAGAAUGAUGAAGUACUCUUGUAAAAUAUUUAAAGGAUAUACCUGACACCUUUAUGUAAUGCCACAUCAUACAUCAUUUGUCAUACAUCAACUGAUGACAUCAGACUUCAUGGCACUUGCAGGUAAAGCAGAAGAUUUUUGUAAUCCUCAGUAUUUAUGGUCAGAAAGAAAUGUGAUUUAUUUAUAUGAGUUCAUCGGUUCCUUUUUCAUGACACAAAGCAAUAACCAGGUAUUUUGUAGCCAUGGUCUUCUUUUCUUUGUUGCCAUGCUCGGUAACAGCAAACUGGUGGAUUAAAUGUUGAUGGUCCUUAAAUAG
Ictalurus furcatus (blue catfish) is the source of this 4748-nucleotide messenger RNA. RefSeq names its product delta-like 2 homolog (Drosophila) (gene dlk2). The record is from RefSeq and is a predicted model, not a curated record. Gene Ontology annotation, cellular component: protein-containing complex; plasma membrane. Gene Ontology annotation, biological process: heterophilic cell-cell adhesion; establishment or maintenance of epithelial cell apical/basal polarity. The transcript has 6 exons. Gene Ontology annotation, molecular function: calcium ion binding; Notch binding. Bases 435 to 1700 code for a protein of 421 amino acids. NCBI's taxonomy places the organism in Eukaryota, Metazoa, Chordata, Actinopteri, Siluriformes, Ictaluridae.